This is a messenger RNA of Daphnia carinata, 1904 nucleotides long. Its product is annotated as DDB1- and CUL4-associated factor 8-like. Gene Ontology annotation, molecular function: protein binding. Bases 204 to 1880 code for a protein of 558 amino acids. Lineage: Eukaryota; Metazoa; Arthropoda; Branchiopoda; Diplostraca; Daphniidae. Gene Ontology annotation, cellular component: Cul4-RING E3 ubiquitin ligase complex; cytoplasm. The transcript has 14 exons. The record is from RefSeq and is a predicted model, not a curated record.
CGACUGAGCGCUAGUGCGUCAUAAACGUUUGCCGGGGCAUUCGACUGUUCAUCCUCAUUCGUGAACAGCUGAUUGACUGGUUGUAUUAUUCUUGUCUCUUGUGGAGAUUCGCUUGAAUGUCGUUUGCUCUAAACCAAGUCGUUGUGAAACUUUUAUGGGGAAUAUAAGUACACUGUCGCAAUACUUGGGUAUUAUAUCUUAAAAUGGACGAUUCGAGGCAACAUCUCACUGAAUCGGAAUCGUCUUCUACGGAAUCGGACAGUCACCUGGAAUCAAUUAGAAUCAUGGAUUUUGAGGACAGUCAAGAUUCGACUUCUACAAACCAAUCAACAUCAAAUACAACAGUUGAUUCCCACAGACAAAAUCCUGAACUGGAAGUUGAUAGUGAUGGAACACCUUCUAUUGGAAGCAGUGGGAACAUGGAUGAUGAAACUUUCUGUGGAGUAGGAAAGCAUAAACCAAAACAUAAGUGGCAUGCGCUCAAAGCUUUUACUCAACGGGGCCUUGGGAUUUCUAGUCAUAAGACCAUGGACACUGUGUUUAAUGCACACUGCUAUGGAUCUCUGCGGUUUGUCCAACGUUUAGAACUAGCUUCAAAAAUGGAUUGUCAUAAUGGGUGUGUGAAUGCUCUUCACUUUAACUCAAGUGGUACAAGACUUGCUAGCGGAUCAGAUGACCUUAGCAUCAUUAUCUGGGACUGGAGCCGAGCAGAACCGGUCCUGAAUUAUGACAGUGGACAUCGAGGAAACGUGUUCCAGGCAAAAUUUUUACCGUUAUGCGGCGACACUCACAUCGUUUCUUGUGCUCGAGACGGACAUAUAAGACUUGCAGAGUUGUCACCAAGCGGAUCGUUUCAUUCCACACGCAGGCUAGGCUUGCAUCGCGGUCCCGCCCAUAAAUUAGCCAUCCUUCCAGAUACCCCUCACGUAUUUUUAACGGCAGGAGAAGAUGGAGUCGUUUUUGAAGUAGAUGUCCGGCAAAGCAAACCUAACAAGUUACUUACAGUAAAACAUAGCGAACGCAAAAUAGCGCUCUACAGCAUAUCCGGCCAUCCAAUCGAUACAAAUGAAUUCUGCGUUGGUGGCCGAGACCAAUUUGUUCGUGUCUAUGACAGACGUUACGUAUCCACGGAUGCUGAAUCAUCCCCGGUUAGCAAAUCAUGUCCUCGGCAUUUGGUCGAUUCCUCAGUUCGCGCACAUGUAACCAGCGCGGUUUACAACUUUAAUGGGUCCGAGCUCUUAGCUAGCUACAAUGAUGAAGACAUAUAUUCCUUUUCGUCGAAAUCUGUUGAAGGAGCAGAUGCACUUCAUCGUUACAGUGGACAUAGGAACAAUGCAACUGUUAAGGGAGUGAACUAUUAUGGACCUAGGAGUGAAUUUGUCAUAUCAGGUUCAGAUUGUGGAAAUAUUUUCUUCUGGGACAGUUCUACAGAAGCGAUCGUCCAGUGUAUCCCCGGCGAUGAAAAUGGAGUGGUCAAUUGCUUAGAGCCACACCCAAGCAUUCCCGUCCUAGCAACAAGCGGGUUGGACGACGAUGUGAAAAUUUGGACUCCAAAGUGUUUCGAUGAACCCCAAUUAUGGGAACUCAAAAAGACGGUAAAAACAAACCAACAAGAAAGAGAAGAGGAACGACGCCGUGAGCCAGACACUAUUUCGGGCGAACUUCUUUGGGUACUGUGGCGUCAUGUUCGUAGAACCGAGAGGAGAAGACGGCAGCAGCAGCAGCAGCAACAGCAACAACAGCAGCAGCAGCAGCAGCAGCAGCAUCAACGUACACCAAGUCAGGAGAGGAAUGAUGAAAAUGUGUCGUCCAGUAGUGAUGAAUCCGACGUAUCGGAAAGUGAUGAAGGUCCGCGAGGAGUCCAAUGUGCACCGUCAUGAACUAAAGCAAAAAAAUCAUGCCUA